UCCCAGGUUGAGCAGUGCCACAUUUCCCAAGCAGGACACCGAAACGGGAGGACACCAAGGACCUUCUCGGGCUGCUCUGGAGACAGCGCGAACAGCUGGUGCACCUGGCAUUCCCUGGGGGGUGUGCACCCCUGCUGCUGGCCUCUUGUAGGCUGGAGACCCCUCCUCACUGCCCGCAGGCACCGGGAUGAUGGGCUGGAUCAACCGGGUGGUUCCCCAGCCCCCGGUGCCCCCGGUGACGGAUGAGACCCCCAGGCACCUGGGCAGGAGCUGGAACCAGUUAAGGCACCAACAGGAAAAGCUGGUGGCCCCACGGAUGCUGCUGACCGGGCACGCACUGAGGGUAAGCCCCACACGGGCUCAGGCCACAGAACUAGUGAAGAAAGUAGAAUUUGUGGUCCCUGAGGACACAGGUUCUAUGCUUGAGAGCAUGGGGAGCAAUGUGCGCUUCUGGCUCUCCUAUGGGCUAAGGAGGGUGAUUCCCCAGCCAGUCCCAGUCCCGGUCCCAGCCCAAGCGACAGUGCAGGUGCUCACGAAGAGCUUCGAUACAAGCAUUGAUGUUCCUAAUGAGACGGAGGUCCAGACCCUUCCAGAUGAGGAUGACGGUCUCGAAAUAAUCCCCUUCGAUCCAGAGGAGGACGACUUGGAGGACGACUUCGAGGAUGCCCCCACAGAGGAGUGGGUAGGAAAGCGGGUGCUCAGCUGGCUGUCACAGGGCUUUGAGAGGAUUGUGCCGCAGCCGGAGGGGAUGAAAAGUCUGGAGACAGAGCAGAAGGAUCAGAACUGCGAAGCCACAGUGGAAGGCACAAAAAGGACUCAAAGGAAGGCAAAGCCAAAACCCAGCCUUUCAGCUGCCCUGAGCACCUCAGUGGCAGAGACACCAGCAGAUGACACGGGGCAGCCAGAGCCAGUGACCACCCUCACAACUCAGUCCAUGGCUCUGGAUGGCCUCAGGAUGUUCAUCUGGUUUGUCCAGAAGCUGGAGAAGGUGCUGCCACAGCCGGUGACCACGGGGAAGCAGGACACACAGGGAGUGGCCGCAGCAACCUCGAAUCCUGCGGAACAAAUUCACACACCCACCAGGGAACCCGAGGAGACCCAUCUCAUCCUGGAAGAGAUCACUGAUGAGCAGAUUAAUGAAGAAAUGUGUGAGGUGAUGGCCUGGAGUCACGAGGCUGAGCCAGAGGCAGAUGUUCGCUCCCUUCCCCCCAUACAGGAGGAACCUUAUGAAGAGGAAGAAAACAGACCGUGUUUGAGCUCCCUAAGCACUGCCAAGGAGGAAGAGGGGGAGGAAAAGAAGGAGGAGGAGAAAGUGGAGGAGGAGAAGAAGGAGGAGGAAAAGAAGAAGGAGGGGAAGAAGGAGGACAAGAAGAAGAAGAAGGAGAAGAAAAAAAAGAAAGAGGGGGAGAACAGGAAAGAGGAGAAGAGGAAAGAGGAAAAGAGGAAAGAGGAGGAGAAGACGACGACGGAGGAGGAGAGUGCAGAAUCCCUGCUCUCUUCUCUCACAGUGGACAAGGCUGGGGAUGAAGCCCACUUUGGCGAGGAGGCCCUCAGGUUUGAGCAGCACGAAGUAGCUGAGAUAAGUAAUCUCGAAGGUGCUCUUGUACAGGUGGAAGAGAAGACAGCUGAAGCUGCUGAAACCAAUGCUGAAGGUAUAACAUGUAGCAGUACAACAACAAAUGGGGAUGAAUCAAAGCAGGCGAUGUGGUGCCUGAUGGGAGGAGAAUCCAACUUCUCCUUCUCCACUGCUCGCAGCAGCAUGGCCAGGCGGGCCCGGGACGUCGAGCUAGACCGGCUGGUGCAUGACAGGCCGCUCGGUGGCGGGGAGCCCUGCCCUGCCAGCCGCGGGGCCCUAGAGCAGCUGCCCAAUGUCCCCAGCUACCGAGCCACCGCUGCCCCCCGCGCCCCCGUCCCCGCCGCCAGCAGGACAAAGGCUGGAGUUGUCAACCCCAGUUUUUGCAAUGAGGAGCAAUCCCCUCUAGGUAAUUACCCCACCGUGGAGAUCAAGGAUGUGGACAGCGAUGCUGCAGAGAACGAUGGUACCCACUUACCGGUGCCCGCUGCCGGCGCUCCCAACAGGCUGGCGGUGCCCGGCGCAGCAUCCCCCAGGAGGAAGCGACUGGUCCCAGAGGAUGGUCUGGAGGAGGGACUGCUGAGCCACUCCCCCACCCGAGCGCUGGGCUGGGACGAGGAGCAGAGGGAAAGCCUGCCCGAGCGCAUCGGCUCGGCCACGAGCCUGAGCAGUGCCAUCAUCAACACCCGGCUCCAGGAGCUGGUGAAGCUCUUCAAAGAGAGGACGGAGAAGGUGAAAGAGAAGCUGAUUGACCCCGAUGUCACCUCGGAUGAUGAGAGCCCCGUGGCAUCGCCCGCUAAGCCGGCACCUGCGGCAGCACCGGUGCCUCCCCCGGGAGGGGAGGUGGAAGGGGACAAGCCCUCAGGGGACGACCACUACUGUGAGAUGCUGUGCUGCACCUUCAAGUACCGGCCCUGGACGCACCGCCUGAAAAGCUACCAGUUCCCCAGAAGCAUCGACCCACUCACCAAUCUGAUGUACGUGCUGUGGCUGUUCUUCGUUGUCAUGGCCUGGAACUGGAACUGCUGGUUGAUCCCCGUACGCUGGGCUUUCCCUUACCAGACGCCGGCAAACAUCCACUGCUGGCUGCUGGUGGACUACCUCUGCGACCUCAUCUACCUGCUGGACAUCCUGGUGUUCCAGACCCGGCUGCAGUUCGUCCAGGGCGGAGACAUCAUAACUGAUAAAAAGGCCAUGAAAGAGAACUACCUGCGAUCGCAACGUUUUAAGAUGGAUGUGCUGUGCCUUCUGCCCCUGGAUUUCUUCUACUUCAAAAUUGGUGUCAACCCACUCCUGCGCUUUCCUCGCUGCCUAAAGUACAUGGCCUUCUUCGAGUUCAACAACCGCCUGGAGGCCAUCCUGACCAAGGCAUACAUCUACAGAGUGAUUCGGACCACUGCCUACUUACUGUACAGCUUGCAUGUGAACUCCUGCCUCUAUUACUGGGCCUCAGCCUACGAAGGACUGGGCUCUACCACCUGGGUCUAUGAUGGGGAAGGAAACAGCUACAUCCGCUGCUACUACUGGGCAGUCAAGACCCUCAUCACCAUCGGGGGCCUGCCAGACCCCAAGACACUGUUUGAGAUUGUCUUCCAGCUGCUGAACUACUUCACAGGCGUCUUUGCUUUCUCUGUCAUGAUAGGGCAGAUGAGAGACGUGGUUGGCGCCGCUACUGCAGGGCAAACCUACUACCGGAGCUGCAUGGACAGUACCAUUAAAUACAUGAACUUCUACAAAAUCCCCAAAACUGUUCAGAACCGGGUGAAAAUGUGGUAUGAGUACACGUGGCACUCGCAGGGCAUGCUAGAUGAGUCAGAGCUGCUGGUGCAGCUGCCAGACAAGAUGAGGCUGGACAUCGCCAUCGAUGUGAACUACAACAUCGUGAGCAAAGUGGCCCUUUUCCAGGGUUGUGACAGACAGAUGAUCUUUGACAUGCUGAAGCGGCUCAGAUCGGUGGUCUACCUGCCUAAUGACUACGUGUGCAAGAAGGGAGAAAUAGGCCGCGAGAUGUACAUCAUCCAGGCGGGACAAGUGCAGGUGCUGGGGGGACCCGACGGCAAAUCCGUGCUGGUGACUCUGAAAGCUGGAUCCGUGUUUGGAGAAAUAAGCUUGCUGGCGGCAGGAGGGGGAAAUCGCCGAACAGCGAACGUCAUAGCUCACGGAUUCGCCAACCUUUUCAUUUUGGAGAAGAAGGACUUGAACGAGAUUUUGGUGCACUAUCCGGAGUCCCAGAAGCUGCUGCGUAAGAAGGCCAAGAAGAUGCUGAAGAACAACAACAAGCCCAAAGAGGAGAGAGGAGGCCCUGGAGAUUCGCUGAUCAUUCCCCCAAAACCUGAGACCCCAAAGCUCUUCAAGGCUGCCCUGGCUGCCACGGGGAGGACGGGGGGCAAAGGGCCACUGGCACAGCUGCGCUGGAGGCUGAAGGAGCUGAAGGCGAUGCAGGCAGCCCAGCAGGGUUCCAGUUUCUGUCCAAAAUCACCCGUGCACCAGAGAUCGCCUGUCACCUCCCGCAAAGAAAAAACCCGCCUGGAAGAAAUAUCCUCAGAAUCCUCUGAUCAUUUAGUCACCGUUCGUGUGAUUCCCACGGCACAGGAAGAUGAGGAAAUCUUGGCUGCUGAGAUUUCAGAGAAAGAAGACAAAGAAGAAGGAGAGAAAUGAAACAGCAGCACGUCCUGGGGCAGGCGUAGGAGUCAGGCAAAUGCCUGGGGUAGCAGAUUUUUGUCGUUAAUGAUUUCCCUGCAGUGGCUGUAGGCUUUGCAAUGUGCUGCGGGUAGGAUCUGCCUCCCUCUUCUGUCCAGACCCUCACUCACUGCUGAUAAAACCCUCUGCCAUUUGACCCAGAACCAUACAAAGCUUCCACGCUCUGCAGAUCAAUUUUUAUUGAGCACCUUUAUGAAUUUCCCACUAAAUCUCGGGCCAGCCAACCCUCUUGCUUUGAAAUCCAGCUUUACGGAGGGAGAGCUCUGGAAGAAAUUGCUUUUUAUGGCUCUGGAUGGUUAAUGAGUGUUGGGAUAAAGCGUGAAGAGUUAUUCACCUCUGACAGCUGAGUCACCGCCUGGCCAGAAACAACCAGGGGGGAAAAAAUAACAAGGUUUCUCUGCUGGGCUCAAGGUUGACAGCAGCAGUGGAGGGUGAUUCAUCCAAAAAGGAUGUGGACUAUGCUCACAAGCCGAGCAUGGAGCAAAUCACACUGUCACAAGAAUGCCAAGGUCUGUCCCCGAGUGCAUAGUCUGCAAGGUACUUGAGGGCCCCUGCGUGGUGCCAAGGCCACCUUGGGUUUGCCACUGGGAAGAGUUCCUGCCAGCAAUCCACCAAUCCUGGGAAGGUGGUGGGGUCUCCAUCGCUGCAGGCUCUUGUGGAGAGGUUUGAUGAGCAUCUUUCAGGGAUGGAGAAGCACAAUCCUGGAUGUUCCUGCAGUUCCUUUCUAACCCUGGGUUUCCAUGGGUGCUGGUGCUGGGAGAGAUAAACAGAGAGCAGGAAGGGAGAAGCUGAGCUGGUUCCCAGCUGGGAGGGGAAAGAGAAGUGCAGUGAGUGCUCUCCUCUCCCGGACAGUGUUUCAGAGUCAGCUCAGAGUCACACAAGCAACUCUGCACAAGCGUGCAGGUGCUCCCCUGCAGUAAUUGCUGGGCCUCGGUGGCAUCCACUUUUCCAGCAGCUGAUUUCCAGCCCUUCAGUCACUUGACUCGCUCUUGGCCACAUUUCCCAUGCAGAAGCCACUCUGGUAUUGCUCAUCACUGCAACAGGGCACUUGUGAAGGCACUCUCCCCAUGCUGUGACUGGGCACUGGAAGGGAAGGUGAACAUCUGAUUAGCAGCCAGCACACCCAGCUGAUGGCCCAAGGUGUCUGAUCUUCUCCCAGCACCACCAGGUCCUCAUCUUCCUCAUGCCCAGCACCACCCAGAGCCAGCUGCUGGUGAGCUGAGAGGUGGUGAGAGGCGGUGGGUGGGAUGGUACCACAUGAGGCUCUGCAGAUCCUCCCCAAGGUUCUUGCUCACCACAUCCCCCCAGCACAGCUGGCCCCACCGAGAGCAGCCAGUUUCCAUCCUCUGGAGGAAAAGCUGGGGCAGGUUUUGCUGCAGGGAGCAGCCCCAUCUCCACAGCCAAGGGGCUUCUCAGGUGUUCAGCAAAUCCUGUGAGCAGUGCUGCAGGUUCCACAGGUCUGGCUGUGAGACAGCCGGGCUGUUUGUGAAGGGUGUCAGCUCUGGCAUCACCCCCCUGGGUGAUCCCUCUUCCCAUCAGCAGCCUGGGGCUGAUCUUCACCUCCUUUAGGAUCUUCUUUCAUUCUUUUUUACCCCCCUCUCUUGCAAAAUAGAUGGGUUUCUGUGGCAGAAAAAGCCAGAAUAGACGUUAGCAUUAAUUAACAAUGCCUUGCUUUCUUUAAAACAAAUUUAAUGAGCCCCACUGUACUGCAGGAGGAUCUGAAGCCACCACUACCCUUCACAUUGCAGGGGAGAGGCUGCACUCACCCAAACCUCCCUGAAUAUUUCUCGUCCUCAGUCAUUUGCAAGUGGUUUCCUGCUGGGUAGAAGGUUUCCGUGCAGAGUGCAAAGUAUUUUCUUCUCACUCCAUAAACAUUUAUAUAAUCAAACCAGGAAACAUGCAAAAGUCAAACUGGGGCUCUGAUUUGCUGCUGUGGUUUGAUACAGUUUAGAAGAAGCAUUUAAAUAAAUAGUGGAGUGUAAUGGCUUUCAUAAUUCACUGUAUCUACA
Messenger RNA from Myiozetetes cayanensis, 6282 nucleotides. It is a transcript of the gene CNGB1, whose product is annotated as cyclic nucleotide gated channel subunit beta 1. The transcript is spliced from 34 exons. Gene Ontology annotation, cellular component: plasma membrane; photoreceptor outer segment; intracellular cyclic nucleotide activated cation channel complex. The record is from RefSeq and is a predicted model, not a curated record. The coding region runs from base 188 to 4231 and encodes 1347 amino acids. Gene Ontology annotation, biological process: monoatomic cation transmembrane transport; retina homeostasis. Gene Ontology annotation, molecular function: protein-containing complex binding; intracellularly cGMP-activated cation channel activity; cGMP binding. NCBI's taxonomy places the organism in Eukaryota, Metazoa, Chordata, Aves, Passeriformes, Tyrannidae.